UCAGUAGAAAGUUUCUAGGCUUCCUUGGGCUUUGUUUUUCGAGAUCAGAUGAAGCCCAGGAAUUUCUGCACUCGGUGGCCUUUCCAGCUGGGGAGCGCUGGGUGCCUUUAUUAGCAACACAAAGCCCAGGUUUGUCUUUCCAUCUCGCUAGCUCGCGUUCUAAGGGGAAUUAGAUUUUUUUUCCUCCUCCCAGUUCCCCAUCACAGCUCAGCGAUUGUUACAUUCCUGCCUCUCGGGUUUCCUGGCCGCGGUGAGUGCCGACUGGAGCGGUUGGGUACAGUAGUGCCCUCAGCUGGAGUGAUGAUGGACGUGUCCUUCACCCUACUCAGUACCUAGACCAUGCAGAGGCUGCACAUUACCGGGAUUUGCCAUAACUGAAGGACAGUAUGGAGGGGAGCAGAGAGCCAACGCCCCACACAGAACAAAGACCCCCAGAGAGAUCCAAAGCUCCAUCCAGAAUAUUUUGGGGGUUCCUGGCUGCGGCGUUGCUCUUCUCAAUCGUGGGCAUCUGCGUGGUGGGAAUUCUGGGCUGGAAAGAGAACAAAACUAAGCCCCUCGUGCAGGUUGUCCGUCUCACCUAUAAGAACGCCCAGGGCUCCCCGGUAAACCAGUCUGCGGUUACCGACAAGAGAAGAAAUACCGUUACCUACAGGGUGACCGCCAGGAACCAGACUUCUGUGGUCCUGUUCGACAGCAAGCAUGGGCUGGUUUGCUAUAAGGCUGCAGGGGAACGUUCCUGCUUCCUGCGCAGAAUGGAGCCCCGUGACUUGGAAAACAUACAGCCGAUCCUAAAUGUGUCGGAAGCCAAGGACGAGGCCGUCCUUUCACAGAAGAAUAAGACCCGUUACUACAGAGAGUUUCUGGGAGUCCUGGGAGGACGGAAGGUCAGCCAUGAGCUUGUUGGGGAACCGGUGCAAGCACUAUGUGACCAGCUUCCUAUAUACUGGGUGAAGAAAGGAGAGGGUCCUCCACGGCAACGUCUCAUUUACCUCUGCAUCGAUAUCUGUUUCCCCAAUAACAUUUGCGUAUCUGUAUGUUUUUACUACCUGCCCGACUGAUCCACGUCGCACAAGCCGGGAACCCGGUCCCUGCGAAACCUGCUCUGCUUUCCGGCAGAGAUUGCACAAGAUUCGGGGAAAUUUAGUUUUUUAUUAUUAAUAUUAUUUGUAUUACCGAAUAGAAGGUGCGACCCCUCUGCUCCCACCAAACCUGAUACUCCUCGGAACCACAGCAAGAUCACAACACCUAAAGCUUCAU
Molecule: messenger RNA, 1257 nt
Organism: Spea bombifrons (plains spadefoot toad)
Lineage: Eukaryota; Metazoa; Chordata; Amphibia; Anura; Pelobatidae
Gene: BRICD5
Product: BRICHOS domain containing 5
Exons: 6
Coding region: 387-1058 (223 amino acids)
Biological process (GO): regulation of cell population proliferation
Source: RefSeq, a predicted model, not a curated record